AUGCGGGCGCAAGGGGUGACCUCAGAGCUCAUGGUGUGCCUUCUCUUCCGAGUGGCAGCCCCCGGAGCCUCUGCUUUGCCUCUUUCUCCAAAGCCGCCUGCCUUGACGGCCUCCGCUUUCAAGCCUGCCGAGAGCGUCCACCACGGGUCCAAGCCGUGGCUAAAGGGUGCCGGCCUGGCAGUACUGACCACUUGCAUCAUUCUCCUGGCUGCUGCUGUAGGACUUGGGAUCCGAUACUGGCAGGUCUCUGGUCAGCUCCAGAAGGCAUUGCAAAAGCACGCAGCUCAGAGCACUGCCCUGGCGCAGAGGAUUGAUCUCCAAGAAGGGAGCCUGACACAAAAGGAGGACCGGCUGCGCCAGGCCAUGACCGAGCUCAGCUCCACCCGGGAGGCCCUUCGGAAGAGCCAGGAGGCCACCAGAAAGACCCAGGAGCAGCUGAGGGAGGCCAGCCACAGCCUGGGUACUUUGAAGCAGGAGAAGGACGAGACAGAGGCAGAGCUGCAGCAGGCCACGGAGGAGCUGGCCUCUGUCCGAGAGGCCCUUCGCAAGAGCCGAGAGUCCACUGAAAAGACUCAGGAGGAGCUGCAGGAGACAGAAGAGUUCCUAAGGGAAGCCAACCGCAACCUGGAGGCCGUGAAGUGGGAGAAGGACCGGAUGGAGGCAAAUCUGCUCCAGGCAACCAUCUGCAGGCAGACAGGUACGUUCCUUGCUUCCUGGGCUGUGAUUAGGUGAUUAGUAGCUGCUCUUGGUGCCCCUUUCUC
Molecule: messenger RNA, 761 nt
Organism: Anolis sagrei ordinatus
Lineage: Eukaryota; Metazoa; Chordata; Lepidosauria; Squamata; Anolidae
Source: RefSeq, a predicted model, not a curated record